GAGCGCGCGCGGCCGCGGCCAGCAGGAGCCGGGUGCUCGCGCGCCUCGCCGAGCGCGAAGGGGAUUUGGGCGAGCAUGAAGCGGGCGGUGCUGCGCGCUCGGGCGCGGAGGAGCUGAGCGAGGCUCUUGCGGGCGCCGGGCGGGCGUCUCCGCCGCUCUUCCAUGGGGCUGAGCGACUGGCUGGAGGCUUGGUGCUGCUGCUGCGGCUGCCUUCGAGGACGAUGCCCGGGCGACGCGGCGCUUCCAGAGAAGGAGCCCCUGGUCAGUAAUAACAAUCCUUAUGCUUCAUUUGGAUCAACUCAGGCAUGGGAUGAAGAGAAAAACUUGUGGAGUGCCCCUCAUGACAUCUCCCACACAGAAGCGGAUGAUGACCGGAUAUUGUACAACUUAAUUGUGGUUAGAGACAAAUUGGACAAAGAUUCUGAGGAAUGGCAAAAGCUGAACUAUGACAUCUAUACCCUGCGGCAAAUGCGAAGGGAAGUGAGAAACAGGUGGAAAUGCAUUUUGGAAGAUUUGGGUUUUCUGAAGGAAGCAGAUACCCUGUUAUCAGUGACCAAACGAAGCAUUGUCAGUGACUCUCAGAACAUGAGCAAAGCCCGGGAGAUCCUCCUGAAGCUGUCUGAGGAGACAGCUAUUUUCCCAACAAGCUGGGAGCUUUCAGAGAGAUACCUCUUUGUGGUGGAUCGUCUCAUUGCCCUUGAUGCUGCUGAUGAAUUCUUUCGAAUCGCCAGUGCAACCUAUCCAAAGAGUGAAAGAUGUACAGUGAAAGAGGAAGUCAAUCUGAUUGCAGUCCAGUUCAGUUCUUCUCUGUCAUAACACUGAUCACCUUUGGAUGGACUUUUGAUUUUGAAGGGAUUGGCCAGAGUAACGUGACUUCUUCCUUCAGGAAACAAGUAUAUCUCAGAAGUGCAGGAUAAAUCCAGGAUGAUGUACCUGUUGUAUAGCGUGAUGCAAUACAGACUCACCUUGACUCAGGAGAAAGUCUGUGAUUAGAAUCUGCUAUAAGCUUUGGUGCUAGAUUAGAUGCCGGCGGUAGUCUUAGAGCUGCAGUGAAUAUAAAAAGUGCAGUGACAGAAACCUGUACUGCUUCAGAUGUAAUGUUUUUCUCUUUGACAGCUUGGUACAAUUGAUACAGUUAUUUCCCAUAACUGACCAUUUUCCUGUGUUCCUGUUUAAGUAGGAUUUUAACAGGGUGGAAAGUUAACUCCUUUUAAAACUGCCAUUUCAUCAAGUUCCUUCUCUCUUGAGAAUACACCAUGUAUCGUGCCAGCAAAACUCCUCAUAUCCAUCUAUGCAAUUAGAGAUUCUCUGUCUGGUAGAUGUGGGUGACGUAUUCAUCAACAAUGGCAGAAUGUUGUGAGAACCAUCAAAAACCACACUGCAAAUUACUUCCUAGCAGCAAAAGAGUCUUACUCUGUGUCUUAAUUAGCAUUUUUAGAAGUGAAGAAAUCAAAUCCUGCUAUUCUGAGCUGGUUUUGCCUCAAGAUUCAAAAAUCUACAAUGGCUGUUACUGAGCUUUCCUCAUCAUAGCACGAAUCCAUUGUUCCACUGUGAAAGAUUAUUGUGUAAGCAUCUUUUUAAAGAUGUUGUAUUGAAAACAUCUGCAAGCCUUCCUUUUGUCCUAGAUCCUUAUGCAGUAGCUAUUGAUUCCAGUUGCCUCCUUUGUUCCAGCUGAUAUUUUUAUCACAUACUGAACUUGGACAUUACGGUGUCCUGCGGUUUUGCUCGAAAUGGAACAUUUAGUAAUUGAGGGGCACUUUUUUUUUUGGGCACUUGCAUCUAUUUUUCACCAACCUGUUGGAACAAAUGUGUUUAUUGAAAUCUAUAUUGUGUUACAAAAGCUAAUGAUACAAAAUGUUUUAAUAUAGCCCAAAUAGUAUCUUGCUGUUUUGGUCUGGUAAUGAGCAAUGGUUUUAAACUACGGAUGUGGUGAUGGUUCAUUGUCACUACUGCUUUUUUAAAGCAAAAAGCUGGUGCUCUCACCAGAUGGUAUUUGGUUUUUGUGGUUGCAACAUACCUAACAAAAUGGCAAGAGGUAUUUUAAAUGUUUGUACCAGUGAUGUUAAAACAGUUAUAUGAAAUGUGUGCUUUGUCACUUCCGGGGGGGGGGGGAAUGUAUUGAUUCUAUACUUUCAUACCUUAAUUUAAUAAAUAAAAAGUCCCUAUGUGAUUCUUCCCUA
Messenger RNA from Podarcis muralis (Common wall lizard), 2180 nucleotides. RefSeq names its product melanoregulin (gene MREG). Lineage: Eukaryota; Metazoa; Chordata; Lepidosauria; Squamata; Lacertidae. Gene Ontology annotation, cellular component: melanosome. The record is from RefSeq and is a predicted model, not a curated record. Gene Ontology annotation, biological process: melanocyte differentiation; melanosome transport.